This is a messenger RNA of Panicum virgatum (switchgrass), 930 nucleotides long. RefSeq lists its product as uncharacterized. NCBI's taxonomy places the organism in Eukaryota, Viridiplantae, Streptophyta, Magnoliopsida, Poales, Poaceae. The coding region runs from base 1 to 930 and encodes 309 amino acids. The transcript is spliced from 4 exons. The record is from RefSeq and is a predicted model, not a curated record.
AUGGCGGAUGGUGAUGAUAGCGCAACCGUGUCCUGCGGGCGCCGCGACUUCACCCGAGUCUGCAGCCUGCGCACCUCCAUGGUAGCGGAUUCUGUAGUCCUCCGAGGCGCCGACAGGCUCUCCUCCGCGGUGAAGGAUUUCAAGCAAGUCUCAGGCUUGGAACCUUUCGUCGACGAGGCUGAGCGAUUGGCCAGGGAGGCGGAGCUGAUGGAGUUUCAUCGGGAGAAUGCGCGGUACAGGGAACAUCGCGAGCGGAAGAGGGCUGCGGAAGAGAGCAUCCGCGACUUCGAUCCCAAGCAAGGUGGCGAAUACUACAACAGAUUACGCUUCAUCGAUCUGACAAGGUUCGAUCUCGACGAGGAGUCGCCACUUGGUCCGAUGAGAUUUACUGAUGCUGUCUACAAAAAUGCGAAUGACUAUGAGCUGUGCGAGGGAAUAAACAUUUUCUCUGUGAAAAUUGGCAUCUUGGAUGUUGACUUCCCAAUCUAUGUUUAUGGCACUGUCAUUGCCAGAGACAGUUUGGACCAAAAGUGUGUUCAUCUCUUCCGCCGUGAUAGAGAUCAUUGCCAACUCAUCAACUCUGAGGAUGAAUCUUUGAUCUUGACAGGACCAAAACGAGGGCUCGCGUUGAUAAUUGAGAAUUAUGUUGAGAUUGAUCUGAAGAUUAAGGAUCAUCAAGGGCAGGACAAAGAACUCAGUAAAGGUAUCUUAUCGAUCAGGGGCAUAGAACGUCGAGAGUUGGAGCGAUGUGAGCUUGAAAAUGGCUCUCUUUCUACCAGGCUUAGUACUGUAGAUGUGAUGACUAGUGAUGGUACUUUUGAAGGAACCAUUAGAUUUACUCCCAAGAUCAGCAGCGGAGAAGAAGAAAUUAUAACUGUUGGUGUCACAGAGAUGCGUGUGAAGGUUGCUUGGUCGAUAAUGGACUUUUGA